This is a messenger RNA of Phasianus colchicus (ring-necked pheasant), 7288 nucleotides long. RefSeq names its product low density lipoprotein receptor class A domain containing 3 (gene LDLRAD3). Gene Ontology annotation, biological process: receptor-mediated endocytosis. Gene Ontology annotation, molecular function: protein binding. The record is from RefSeq and is a predicted model, not a curated record. Lineage: Eukaryota; Metazoa; Chordata; Aves; Galliformes; Phasianidae. Gene Ontology annotation, cellular component: plasma membrane.
UAGAGAAGGGGUUAUGGCCAGCUCUCGAAGCUCUUGGAUGCUUCUUGAGAAGCUGUUGGGAGGAGUGAUUUUGGCUUGGCUACCACUUGUCAGACACAGGUCAAGUGAUACGAAGAAUGAUCUGAUUGUGUCAAAGAGGAGUUGGUUUAAGGAAAAAAAACUAACUCACCCCAUACUUUGCAGACUGCAGAACACUGCAGGACUUUGCAGUGAUGCUUUUCAGGCCGCAGUAGUUCCAGGGGCUGUUACUGAGUGUAUGUGCUCAGUGUUUCCUUGCAGGGCUGGACAAGGAUAUAUCAUUUCCAUUGUUGUUUUAGGUGCGGGGACUCAGGCGUGAAGCAGAGUUGGGGACAGCUCUCCUGGAUGGCUGCUGGUAGUGGCACUUUCCCUAGGGAUGGCAGCAUGGGCCUGGCACUGAGUUGUUCCCAGUGUGCAGCAAGAAGCUGCAUCUUGCAAAACUGUUCUUCCAUGGUUGGAGGAGCAGUGAUGCAGGGAAAGAAACUGAGGUUUGAAUAAAACCAGUAAAAUCACCUAGGCUUGCUUUUUGUGGUCUGUCACUUUGUUUCUUGAAGAUGCUACCACAGGGAUGUUGCACGUGGCUCUGGUGUCCAGCUGGUGGCUCAGGUUGCCACAUCUGCCUCACAAGAUACAGUUUCAACUUUGUUUCUGAAUCAUCUUGUCUUCCAGCAACUCAGGGCAAAUUUCCAUUAAGGUAACCACUCUGUGCUGGCAGACUCUUGAGCAUCCGAGGAGAGUCAGACAUUUGCCAGGAAAAAAAGUUGAGAGGAAACUUAUUGUUUGGGGCAGAAAUGGGCAUAAAAAUGCUUCCCAAAGCAGUCCUGUCCUGCAUCUUCUGAAACAAUGAUGUAAAACUUUGCAGUGUUACAAGGACGCAGUGACAUCCCCAUCAUUAUGCAGGAAGGUUUUCGGGAGACUGUGAACUUGGAGCAUAAUGUCUCUGAUGAGGCAGAAAGAUGGCAAAUGAAACUUUUCUCUCAUCCUCUGCCUCAUCUUGUUUCCCACAGCGUGGUGGGUUUAGAUUCCAUUUAUCUUGCUGCUCUACUUUUGGGCGCAUCAGUCCUCCAAGCCUAACCUAUGUUUUGGACCUGUGGUUGAAUCUCUUUGCUUAUUAAAAUAAUUACCAUUAUCUGUCUUCCUUUCGUGAAGUUUACAUUUCUGCAAUACCCGUGUUCUGAAAACAGUGCACAGAUAUGGAAGCUCAGUAGAUGAAAAUCACCGGCUAGAGCUGCUACAACCUUAAAAGCAAAUGUAUAGAUUGCCUUCUUACUGUUUUCUCAAUCUCCAAUUUCCUCCUGCUAAACCAUCUCCACACAGCAGACUUAGUAACAUGCUGUCUGCUUUCCUUGCCUGGACAGGUGUGUGCCAGGGCACUGACACCAAGCAUCACCAUGUUUAGAACUUAUUGGAAAGCUAAUGUGAAUUAGUCCAUGUGCUACCUAGUUCCUAGGUGCAAUAAGUAAGUAAAAAUCUGCAAGCUAAACACCAGUCUGACAGAAGCAUGAGUGUAUGGAGCUGAGUUCUUGUGGCCUUACCUAUUUUACUUGUGUUUACACCUUAUGAAGGAGAGGGUUGUUUUUUGUUUUGUUUUUUUUUAUUACCCUGUAAACUUGUUUUUCAUUGUUGUUGCAGAUAGCCAGCUGCUGCCUGGGAACAAUUUCACAAAUGAAUGCAACAUACCUGGAAACUUCAUGUGCAGCAACGGACGCUGUAUCCCCGGGGCCUGGCAGUGUGAUGGGCUGCCAGAUUGCUUCGAUGACAGUGAUGAGAAGGAAUGCCCAAAAGCCAAGUCCAAGUGUGGUGCCACCUUCUUCCCCUGUGCCAGUGGAAUCCACUGCAUCAUUGGCCGCUUCAGGUGCAACGGGUUUGAGGACUGUCCUGAUGGCAGCGAUGAGGAAAACUGCACAGCCAAUCCCUUGCUUUGCUCUACUGCCCGAUUCCACUGUAAAAAUGGUCUUUGCAUUGAUAAAAGCUUCGUGUGCGACAGUCAGAAUAACUGUCAAGACAACAGUGAUGAAGAAAGCUGUGAAAGUCCUCAAGAGGCAGGCAGCGGCCAAGAUUAUGUGACCUCAGAAAAUCAGCUGCUCUAUUACCCCAGUAUUACCUACGCUAUCAUUGGUAGCUCUGUCAUUUUUGUGCUCGUGGUGGCCUUUCUUGCCUUAGUCCUACAUCACCAAAGAAAACGCAACAAUCUCAUGACCCUGCCAGUGCAUCGCCUGCAGCACCCUGUGCUGCUGUCCCGGCUGGUGGUCCUUGAUCACCCUCACCACUGCAGCGUUACCUACAACGUCAACAAUGGAAUCCAGUACAUGUCCAACCAGACCUACCACAGGCCAGAGGAUCUGGACUCGCCUCCAUCAUAUUCAGAGGCCGUGCUGGACCAAAGCAGACCACCUUGGUUUGACCUUCCUCCACCCCCUUAUUGUUCUGAAUCUGAAUCCCCUAAUCAGCCAGAUCUCCCUCCUUACCGGUCUCGGACAGGAAGCGUGGUGAGCACAGACACCCCCACGGCUGGAAGCCCUCUGGGCACAGACAGCGGUUGGGCGAGCGAUGUUCGUGAGAGCAUGGAUGGCCACAGAACCCUUCUUGAGAGGACAGCAGAUCCAAGCAAUUCUCUGGUCAACCAUGUUGAUGAAAGAGAAGCGUAACUGCUCCAGUGUCUGGGACGGACAAGAAGAGAUUCGCUUUUUCUAGUCCAUGUGGGUUAAUUUGCUGUUGCUAUAAGGUUCAGGUAGACGUGUGCCUGAAUAACAACUUGAUUUGUAUCCAUGUUAAGUUAAUUUUUUAAUUCAGCAUUUUGUGCUCAUCAGAGACAGAGCUGUGACAGCUGAAUGUGGAGUUGCAUCAGUUCCUGACAGUAUUCCUGCAAGCAGGUUCCAGUUCAGACUAGCAAGGGAAAUGGUGCUAUGCCAAAGAACUGAUGUGCUGUAUUUCUCAGAAUAUAUACUGUAUUUGAAUGUAUAUAUGUGCAUGUGUAAUAUUGACAAACGUUGCACGCAAAAGCUAUGCCAGAUCUCUUGUUUCUAGACUGCUUCCUGUCCUCUGUGAACUGUUUCUUCCUGCUGCCUUGUGCCAGGUAGUGGUCAUUGAAGCAUGAGAGAGGCAGCCCUUUGGGAGGAAAGAAGCCUAGUGCUAAGCCCAUUGGCAGCACUCAAAUUGCAGAAGAUGCUGUAUAUGGCCCUUCUCUUCCUUGCUUAGAACUUUCUCCUUGUGAAUGUAAUUUUCAGUUUUAGCUUGUGACAAUGCAACAGCUCUCUAACUGUACAAACAAGUGUUUUUUGUUUUUAUUCCUCCACCCCAAUGCUAGUAUUGAGGCCAAAUUUGCAUGGAUUUUCUCAGGAAAACCACAGAGGUUGGCUCAUCUGUCAGACUUCAGGCUGACCACAGAGUCAGUGAAGCUCAACACACCAGCGCAAGACUUCAAAUGUGGCAAAACAACAUCACUCUGUGUGUUUCUUCUUAAAAAUAAAAAAUAAAAAUUAAAAAAUAACAAGCAAACAAAACCAAAACUUUUCCAGCUACAUCUUCAACACCAAAACCAGCCUGAAGCAAACACUCAUCAUGGAAGAUUUCUGUGUGGAUGACUUGUUCGUUAAUUUCUAAAACAACUGAAGAUGGGUGAAAGGUUUAGGGCUUGUCAGCGUAUGGACAUGCAUGGAUACACAUGUUUAAUACUGUAUGUAUGUAUAUACAUCAUGUGUUGCAUAGGUUUAGUUCUGUUUGUAUCUGUAGAACUUCAAAAUCUUGACGUUUUUCUUUUGAUGUUCUCAAUGCUUUUUCUUAAUUGUUUGCCAUUAUUCAUAUGCAUUUGGUUCAAAUUCUAGUUUCUUUGGAUAAACUUUUAUCUAUUUUGAGUUUUUCUCUCUUAACUCUCAGAACAGUCUCCCAUGAAAGAUGUUUCAGUAUACAGUGCUGAAUCACCCACAAGAAAGCAACUCAAAGGUAAAGGUUUUCAGAGUGGAAAGAGGGAAGGUAAACUCUGAAUUUUAAUGCUGCUGCAGUGCUGUGCUUGCACUUAAUAUACAGAAGAGAAUGCAGCGUAUUUUUUCUUGUCCGGGGGGAAAUUGGUCUUGAAGAAUUAUGUCUAUUUGUCUAUUAGACACAUUUCCCACUCCUCAUCUUCCAAGUAAUGAACAUUGUCAUUAAACAGGCUUUGCUGUUUAAUGGAAGAGAGGAAAACUACUGUUUUUCCAAACCCUCUGCUUUUUUUCCUCCCUGUUUGAGGUAACGUCUUUCCCCCAAAGGUUAGAUGCGCAGGACUCAAGAAUUCUUGAGUGUGGGUGUAGGUAGUGAGGUGAUUAAAGUUCAGACUCAGUUCCAACACAUAAAACUGAAUUGGUUUUGUGUUUGUUUUUGUUUGUUUUUAUUUCCGUGUCUGAAGUCAUCUGACAUGAUAUGUGGGAGGCAGGCACCAGAUGGAUUUACAAGCAGCGGUCCUUCCAGGGCUGAGAUGACACAGUGGGGACACUGUAAAACUGUACUGCUGAUGGUCUUGGCUUUGUUUGGAAAUAGAUUAACAGCAGCCUUUACUUAAGGGCUUAGGCAGCCUAUUCUGAAGUGCACUGAAGAUGAUGCUACUUGGUCCUUGUAAAGCAACAUGCAAGCCAUGGUCAGAUUCCAUUCUUGGUGGGAGCUCAAGCAGUGUAGUUACACUGUCAUGCAUGAAGCAGGAUUUGGCUAAUUCAUCAGUCCUUGCAAAUUGCUAGGCAGACUGUUGUCAUUGUCACGUAAAUAGUUGCUCUAUAUUUUAUAUGUAAGUCAAACUUGAGUAUAGCUGAUGUGACAGCAUGUGUGGGCACGGGAAUGAGUGCCAAACCCUGCUGUCCCUCUUGUUGCCUUUGUUUAGGGAUCUGCAUAGCCUUCUGUAGGCAAACAACGUAAUACAUUAACAGAAUUAGCCUUAUUUUUUUAUUGCAGUUUUUGAAACAUUUUAUUAGACUUCAGAACUUGCUACUGAAAAGUUUACAGUGGAUUCAUUAGACUUUCAUUUCUCCUGUUUAAGUAGCCUAAAGCUAUAUUAGUGAAACUAAUCAUUGUGCCCUGUGUAGCUUAAGUGGCACAUAUCUCUCUUGCAGGCCUUCCAUGAAAGACUGUAUUUCACGUGUCUUUUGACACACAAUAUAUGCAAACAAAACAUGUUUGCCUUUGGAAUCUAAAAAACAUUAUCUUGCAUUGCUAAGAAGUAGGAAAAGAGUGGAAAUAGCUUGCUGCUUCUGUCUGUGUCAGUCACUGUCAUUUAUGUACAUAUAUAUAUAUAUAUAUAUAUUGAAGAUACACUUUCAGGUUGUAUAUAUUCGUGUCACUUUUGCAUUAAGAUAAUCCAUUUGGACUUUAAAAAAAAAAAAAAAAAAGAAAAAAAGGAAGAAGCAUUCUAAGUGGUGUGAAUUUUUCCCUUCCAGCUAAGGGUGUAUUUAUCUUUGUAUAGGAAUCUUUCAGUUUUUUAGAAUUCAGUUAUAAAAGGAGAUUGUGCCUUUCUGACUGUAUGUUGGUUUGGGGGGGCUGUUGUUACAUAUCAUUGUCUAGAGAUCCAAAAAGAGAAACAAGCCUUGUCUUCCUCUUUGUUGUUAAUUUUGGGGACCACUUUGAGGAGUACGGGAGUUCAGUAUUUUGUUCCAAAAAGGCAUGCUAAAACUUUAAGAAAGGUUUUCAUCUUACUCCAGUUUUCUGGUACCUAUAACAGAUUUGCUAGCUGGUUUCUUUGGAAAUUGCUGUAGUAUCAUACUGAAAUUGUUUAUAACAUGUCACUUCUGGUAGUGUUAGUACAGCACUGCUGCAUUAUUUAGUGGAAUCUUUGGAGAAGUGUGGUAGCAACAACUGCACUGAUUAAAUUAAAUAUUUCAUUGAAAAUCCUGCAGUUCCUUCAUCUUCGUCUUGUAAGGUUGAAGCUAAACGUUCAUGAAGUGCCGUGUAGUGGGACUUCUGUAGCUGGUGAAGUUGAAAUUAAUCAUUCUAUUGUUUGUGAUUGCUCCUAACCUUUUAAUUUGAGGUGCGUCCUCCAGGAGCUUUCCUUUAUACUUAAUAUUUAAACAAAUUAAUGUUCUUUCAAAGGCCUAUUCUUACACAAGUAAAACAGAUUUCUCCAGAGUCAAAUUCUGAUUCCUGAUCUGUAUUCAGGGGUGACCACAGUAAUGAGUAGUUCCACUAAGAGCAGGGAUUAAUUAAUAAAUUUGAUUUCAGUAAAACAGUUGGAAGAAAUGAUUGCUUGAGGUAAAUAAAGGAAUUGGGUUUAGGCUGUUGGAAAUAAGAUUUGGAUUACCUUUAAAAACCGUGUAUUUAAAUUUCAGAAGUUUUGAUUGUCUUUAACCUUUGUAGAAGUCAGAGUGCUGUGUAUUUUAAAACGAAGCCAUUAGUGAAUCUGCUUGAUAAUAAUAUGAAGUUCCUUGUAUGGCGAAUUAUAAUUUACCUCGCUGGUACUGUGCUAAUGGAAAACUGGCAGUAAUGUUUUUAAAAGUGAGCCUCUGAACAAUUUUCUCUGCUCGCGCCUGCAGUGGCAUACAUGGCAGUGCUGUGACUGCAUUGCGAUUUUUCAGUAACUCUGCACUGGUUCUUCCUCUCCCUUUAAAUCAAAUCAGUUUUAUUUACACCACUUCACUUUGAUACAGCUAAUGGGACCCUCGUGAUAGAUUUAGAAGUUGGGUGGAGGAAAGAGAUGAUGACUCUCAUUUUAAUUAAUGCUGCAGCUUGUUAAUCUUGUGUGCUUUACUUUUUAGACAUCUUAGAAAAGACAAAUGGUUUUAGUAGAUAAGAAAAACUAUUAAUGAUAAAAAGGAUAGAGGGACACUGAUUCUGAAUUUAAUUUUUAAUGAAUAUUUAAAAUUGUCUAAAUGAAGGAAGAAUUUAAUGCUGUAUUUUUAAAAGUGGUGAUCGAAUGGCAAGUAUUGUUUUUAACUGUUGCUCAUUGGAAGCUAUUUUGCAUAUAUGCCUGGAACUAAAAUUGUAAUCAAGUGCUCUUCUUGCAGUUCAUAUGAGACCUGAAAUAUGUUGUAUUAGCACAAGGUUGCAUUGCAUUUAUGGACUAAAAUAUGUAACUGCAGAAAGAAUUUCAGUACCAUGCUGGAUUCUGCUUGGAAUGUAUCUCAGUACAAAACUGUGGCCUUUAUUUGUCCCUUUUUCACUGAUUUGAGAUUUUUUUUCCACUUGAAAUUAAGAUGUUGUAUGAGAGCUUUAAGGGAAGCUGCGUUGAAACCCAACCUUGUCAUAAACUUUUGUAAACUGGGUAUCCUCAAAAAUGUACUCUGUAUUCCUGAAUAAAGUUGGUGUUUUAAUACUG